AUGCUGAAUCAGUCACCAUCACAGGCAAAAACCGAAACCGCUAUUAGCCUAAUGUCGUGCAAGACACUGGAUAGUCGACGGCCAAAACAAAUGAAGUCCAAGCACAGCAUAAAUGCCUUUGGUGUGGUCGUAAUACGGAAGCCCUAUCAACUCCAGAAUCCUGAGGACUCAAGUCGCCUUGUACGAGAGUUCACCGAACGAUUGCACAGAAGUUCAAUGAGAGCCUCGAUCAGAAGCAAUCUCCCAAUUGCUUGGAAUAGAACACCGGGAAAGCCAAAUUUUCCUAAUUUGCCUUCUGCCGCUUCCUGGGGAGGGAAGAAAAAAGCAAACUCAAAUACUGUGGAUUCUACAACUAAUAAUGAUGUUUGGCCUAUGAUAUCGGAUUCAUCUUUAGGUCGCAAAAACGAACCUUCUCAAUGGCCCACUCCUGCUGAGUUGGCUGGAACAGGGCGUGGGGACUCGCUCAACGAUUUUAAUCUUGCCAAUUCUUGGACUCCUCCGAAUGCGUCCCUAGCGCUUCGUUCUUUGACUGAAUCAGAUGAUCGUAGUGAUCCAUGGCCAAACGUAGACGCAGUUCCUCAUUCGUCAUCGUCUCACCCAUCUAUUGAUCUACCUGCAUCCAGGACUAUCUCUACUUCUGGUGAUAGUGCAUUUACUUCCCAACGCCAGCGAAUUCAAAGCAUGACAAAACCGCGAAAUGAAAGCUUUUCCAGUUGGGGAUCUCCAACUGACGGGGAUUUUAGUGCAUUUGCAAAUCAAUCACUUCCAUCUACCUCUGAAAAUAAAUUAUCUAAUCAGCAAACAUCCGGGGAGGGUAUCUGCUCAAGUGUCUCUGACUCUGGUAACCACUCAGAAGGUCAGAAUGAGAAUCUUAUACAUGCUCUCAUCAACUCCAAAGAAUGCUGGGGACGACGACCUAUUGAUCAAACCACUCCAUGGGAUUUAUCCGCUCUAAACGAAGAGCUAGUUAGUGUUGCUAAUUCUGUUACUGCAGCCCCAGCUGUGAAUUCCAACUCAAAUCAGAGCCUGCUGGGGGAUGCCGUUUCCCUUUCAGCAGCUGCUAGACAACGUCGUGGAGUGAUGAAACCUGGGAACGUUCCAGUUGCAGUUCCAUCAGAAUCGAAUGUGUGGUCAAGUGAACCACCUAACGGGACAGGAAUAUGGGAGAUGCAUUAUGAGGGCGGUGGUCAAGGUGAGAGUAGGGCGACAAAUAGGUGGAAAACACCUGGUGCCACCUCCGUUGUUCCUUCUUUAAAUUCACCUCCCGGAAGUCAUCGAAUGGUUCCUCCAUCGAGUUCAUUUAUUAACCCCCCUGCUGUACCCCAACAGCAACCCACCCCAGCGGCAUCACGUGGUUUCCAAAACAGUGCUUUCUUCCCACCAAGUGGUCCCCAACCCCAACAGAGGCUAGGACAAUCUGCUACCGGAGGUCAACAGCCUCCACCUGGAACUGGUCGUGGUCCACCGAAUGGAAUGUUUGGGCCUGGUUCCAGCAGCGCAUUCAAAAGUCAGGGUAUUCCUCAGACUUCCUCUGGUUGGCCACCACUCUCUCUCACUCCUGAUAAUCAAAGUCCUAUGGAAGAUGCCAAACGAUUCCUUGUGCCCUCAGGUCCCUGGGGUUCGAACGAUCGUGUGUUGGGCAAGCCACAACCACAGACGGGUCAGCAAUUGCCGCCCAGUCUUGUUGGUGGUGAGAGCAUGCCCCGCUGGCCAUCAUCGUCAAUCGAUACUCUUUCUCAUGCUGGGAUCUCAGGCUGGGGUCAGCAGCAGCAAGAUUUCCGUUCCCACAAAUUCGUUCCAUGGUCACAGUCUCAAACAGUGGCAGCACCACCACAGCGCUUUCAUCUCCGACAACAAAAUACCUCCAACUCUUCAGGUGUCGUUCCCUCCUCAUCAGCUUCAAACCAACAGCAGCAACCCCCGUUGAGGCUCCUGGGUCCAUCCCAGCAGCAACAGCAGAACCAUCAUUUACAGCAACAGUCCAACUCUAUGAACACAUUUCUACGCACCGAAGUUGCUCGACAACUUAUGCUUCUCGGCUUCCACGACGAGGCGGGCGUCCUCAUCUCUGAUUCCAGUGGUUAUGAAGAUGUGGAGAAGUUCCUCUAUGACCUCCGUGAUAGUACAGGUGGCAUGAAUCCCGGUUUGAACCAGCUCAUCGGCAAUGUUAACGCCUAUCUCAUGUCUUCAGGCGUAAACGAUUUUCAAUCAUCAAUGGGUGGUGGUAUACCUCAACCACCACCGCCAGGGCCUCCCUUUGAUCUCUUUGAUAACCGCCUUGGUGGCGGCUCCGGUGGUUUCCACAUGGGAAAGCUCCAACCACCCCCACCUCCCUCUAAUUUCUCCAGUCGCCAAAAUCCUUCCGAGGUGCUUAGCCAACUAUUUAUACGAGAAAGUCAUCUACAGGCCACAAUCUUUCAGUUGGAUAAGAAAAAGAGGGAGUUAGGUAUGAAGCAUUCGCAGAUUCGGAAGAUGAACAUGGGUGGACCAACAUCACAUCACUCCUCCUCAAUGCUUCAGGAAAUUCUCAUGCAACAGGCUCAAAUCUCCCAGCAAAUCGAAGCUCAUGAAACCCAGUUGAAUCAAGUGCGUUUUCAAAUUACCUGCUUCUCUCGCGUCGCUUCUGGUGGUGGCGGAAACGGGGGAGGAAUUAACAAUGACUCCAAUGCUAAUGUAGCUAUGUUGAUGCGUCUUCGGGGUGGAGGACCUGGUGGACCAGGAGCACAAUUUCAACCCAACCGGAUAAUGGGAGGCGGUGGCAACAAUCCCUUGGCAGGUGCUGCUUAUAGUGGCGGCGGGCUAAUGAUGAAUGCAUCCUCUCCUUCAGCUGACUUGGCUCCAAGGCUAGCUGAUCUUAAACUCUCCAUGGGUAAGCAUUUGGUAAUGAGAAUAUGA
Molecule: messenger RNA, 2895 nt
Organism: Rodentolepis nana
Lineage: Eukaryota; Metazoa; Platyhelminthes; Cestoda; Cyclophyllidea; Hymenolepididae
Source: the annotation of a GenBank genome assembly